Messenger RNA from Amoebophrya sp. A120, 3368 nucleotides. The record is from the annotation of a GenBank genome assembly. Lineage: Eukaryota; Dinophyceae; Syndiniales; Amoebophryaceae.
AGCGACCAGCAAAGAUUAGUUUUAGUAUCAGACCCGUAUAAUUUUGAUUUGUGCUGAGUGGACGUUUUAAUAAAGUCAAACACAACGCAAGAUAAGUACUAUAUCGAGUACAGCUUCCUCGCUCCACUUCGAAGAUGUUCAAGCGAGUGUUGGCAACGCAGGGCCUGGGCGCCGCGCACGACGACUCCGACUCGGAGGACAUGACGGUGCGGCAAAAAACCCGCAUGUACAACAAGUUCAUUCCCGGCGCCGCACGGGGUCAGUCGUGUCAAGAAGAUGAUGAUAUUGUUAAGGCUUACAGAAAUUAGUUCCUACCCUUGUUCCCGAAAGCUUAGGUUUGAAAAAAAUGGAAACAAACCGCGAGGGGGGUUUAGCUUGCACACUCUCGCAGUCGCUUGGAAUGGCCGAAGGCCAUGAACCCUGUGGCUGGGAAGCAGCCAGCGUGCGAGCUUGGGGGAGAAUGGGCAGCCGUCUUCGGCGGGGCUGCCGCAUUAGUAUUUGAUGUGGCGAAAACCCUUGGGAACAAAUUGCUGGAAGUCACCUGCGUAAGAUUUGUGGUCCGAUCGGCAAUACCUAUUGGAGCACAAACCCUACGCAGGUGAGUUACGGAUAUUAGCUCUCAGGAUUUCCGCCGCAUCACGAAAUUCUUGACGCAGCGAAGAUCCUGGGAAAUAAUUUCUGUAAGCUACCUGCGUAAGAUUUGUCUUCUCACUGGUAAUACCGAUCUGGGCACAAAUCUUAUGCAGGUGACUUACAGAAAUUACUUCCCAGGAUUUGCGUGCUGCGUCUCCAAUCGCCUCACUUGGAAACGAGGAUCAUCAGUGUGUCCGAGUGUGGCGACUGGAAACGCAGUACGCAAAUCCCAGGAGUGCAUUUCUUUGAGGCACGAAAGCCGAAGCUGUAGGCGCGCGAGUUCUGCUGUGCUCUUAGGUAAGAAAGCUCGCGCAGCAGCUUUCCCCUCCUGGCCUUCUAGAAGCGUGCGUCUGAACACAUGCACAGAAAGAUCUACUUUUUCUUCUAGGAAGAAAACGCAAACUCUUCUAGAAGAAGAAGCGCCUUCUUCUAGAAGCUGCGUUUUCUAGAAGAAAGCAAAGCUGUGUCUUCUACAGGAAGACCAGCCUUCUAGAAGAAGACAAAACUUCGCGUCUUCUUCUAGAAGAGGACGCAGCUUCUUCUAGAAGAAGAAGCUGCCUUUUCUUCUAGGAACUCAGUUUCUAGAAGAAAACUUCUUCUUGUCCAAAUGAGAUGACUGCAGAAAAAACACGGAAAUCCUGGGAACUCAUUUCUGUAAGUCCGUUGCGUAGGGUUUGCACUCAGGUGGGGAUUACCGAUCGAAAUACAGAUCCUACGCAACCUACUUACAGAAAUGAGUUCCCAGGAUCCCACAUCCGAGAAUUCUCGGAUGUAAGUUCACAUCCGAGAAAUUUUCGAACGUGGACGGACAUUCGAGAAUUCCUCGGAUUGCAGCUCACAUCCGAGAACUUAGCGGAUGUGAGCCGCAAGAGAACUUUCGCGCGCAAAGUGCCGAACUUUGGCGCCCUGCUCGUGAAAGUUCGAUCCGCGUGUCCAAAUGGGGUGAUUGCAGAAAAAACACGGAAAUCCUGGGAACUAAUUUCUGUAAGUUCAUUCCCGGCGCCGCACGGGGCCAGUCGUGUCAAGAAGAUGAUAAUAAUGUUCUCAGCAAGGGCGAGGGCCAACAUUCUCUUGAUGUGGAAGAUGAGCCAGUACAUGUGAUGAACAAGCGUGGAAACUACAGAGGUGAUGAACAAUCCAGUAGCUUUUGCUCCGAGGAGGAAGAGACCGACUCCGUGGACGAGGGGGAUGAUGUUGAAGAGCCUACUGGUGCGGCGGCGUUAAAGAUGAAAAUAAAGCUGCCCUCUGAAGAAGGUGAAGCCGCACCAGACGACGGUGGCCGAAAGGUUGUACCAAAGACCUCCACUGCGCGCUGUACUACCCGGCCUUCCAUCGACAGUGACGACGACAGUGAUUUUGACGACACGCCCGCGUGGCCCGCGGCGUGCGAGGUGGAGCGCAGCGCGAAGCCGCUGACCAGCAAGUUCCGGUGCGAGCUCUGCCCGGAUAAGAUUUUGAAGUCGCAAGCGGAGCUGGACGGGCACUUGCGGUCGAAAAAGCACCGGAAAGUGGUGGAGGAACUGGAGCGGGCGGCGAAGAUGGGCUUCGCCAAGUAUGAACAGGAACUACUGAAGAAGCAAGCGGCGGAGCAAAAUUCAAAUCACCUCCAAGGUGGUCGUGGGUCUGCGACGCGAAAGAAUGCGACCGGAGAUGAGGACAAGUCGCUCUUAUCAAAUGUAAAAAUGUGUGGGUCUGGAAACUUGUGAUGCUGUGUGGCGUAUCAUGAAGAGGCCACAAUUGCUGGCUCAGCAUGACAAGUUUCUGAGUGUCUAGGUGUUGCCUAUUCUGCAUGACAAACUGCGUUUCUGCAUCACAGAAAAGUAGCGCUCUUGGGUAACGUGCACGACAGAUUUAAGAGUCAUGCCAGACAAGCAUGACAAACAUGCAUUCUUCCAGACCCAGACAUUUUUACAGUUGAUAGCUUUGGUCCGAGGCGAAAAAGAAGCGGGAGGCGAAAAAGGAGAAGUAUCUGGCGAAAAAGAGAGAGCAGAAGCGGAAGGGCCGCGCCGCGGCGGCGGUUUUGAAGGGCGGAGUCAAGAAGGACGAUGGUCGUGAGAAGCAAGAGAAUGUUGGGAAGAAAAAAGGUAACAAGAAAGGUCCGCCUGCGGAGAAAAAGAAGGAAGAUCAAGUUGACACUACAGCCACUUCUGCGGCGUUAAUACGAGGCGAAAAAGGCAGUACAAAGGUGGACAAAAAGCAACAUCCAAAAGGGAAAGCAGGUUCGGGAAGCAAAUCGAAUGGCGACGAUACCAAUAUCCUUGCGACAUCUACGGCAUCUGCCGUUGUAGUAGAAGCGGAGCAAAAGGAGAAAAAAACAUCAUUGUCGGUGGCAGGGCGAAAGAAAAAGCCUGCUGCGAAGGUGAAAGCAGUAGAAGACGGCUCUGCGAAAAUCGAAAACGGUGCGAAGACGGUGAAGAGCCGCGGGACCAAUGUGGUCGAGAAAAAAGUCGUGAAGAAGGUCGUCGGAAAGAAAAAGAAGCAAAAGUAAAUAACUCGAACCUGCUGAGUUUGUCCUAUGCUUUCAUCUUGCAACGCCAAUCGCGAAAGAAAUCGCUCACGCGAUAUCUUGAAUCCACCUGAGGACGCUCUAUGGAUUGUGGAGCGAAGGCGCAGGUAGUGCUGCAUGGCGUAGCUAUCCGAACGAAAAAAAUAUGCAACGUGGUGUCUUUCACUUUCAAGUGCUUUUUAUCGCUGGAAAAAAGAUAAAGAAGUAGAAGCAGCGGCGACUGCUCCAC